Molecule: messenger RNA, 5477 nt
Organism: Linum tenue
Lineage: Eukaryota; Viridiplantae; Streptophyta; Magnoliopsida; Malpighiales; Linaceae
Source: the annotation of a GenBank genome assembly
GAAAGCAAACAAAUAGAGGAAAUGAAUUAGUACAAAAAAACCAGCUGCUUCCUUGAAGUGGUAACACAUGAUGAGUAAGUAUAGAAACGAAUUAAACUUACUUUCAGCGAAUGAAUUGCAAAAGUCAGCUGCCUGAGCUCAGGGAGAGAAGCAAACAGUGCUAACCAAUUCUUAGACGUCCAACCAUCUGUCAGUGAUAGCACUGAAAGCACUGGAGCAUGCUGGAUCGUAAUGUUACAACCGGAACCACUCGACUUAAUGAAAAGCACUUUGAGAGAAGGCACAUUAAGUUUAUAUUCUUGCCGGCUACAGUAUAAAACCCUCAACUCUUGGAGCAGGGGGCACUCCGGCUGUAACUUCUGCAGGAAAUCUUCAGGCAUGAUAACAUGUUCAAGCUCAAUAACGACCAGCUUACGAAAUCCCACAAAAGAAGAUGGUGCACCAACACUACAAUGCUGCAGUUUCAAAACAGUCAGGUGACUGCAGGCGGUGAACAGGGAGGAAGGCAGCUUGGUCUGACCCUUGGAAAACCGAAGAGCAAGUUCAUGGACACCUUUGCUUCCAACGUGAGGAAUCAACUUACAAAUACGUGGACAGUCUUCUCUGAAUCCAGGAAUUGAGAGCUCAAACUUGGUUACUGGACCAUCAUGAAGCAGCAGAGCUUCGUAAAUGUCCAUCAUGACCUUUUUCUCAUCCGGUAAAUAGGGUUCCGUAAUGGGGAGUGGUGGAGCAAAACUACCGUCGAACACAAGUUGAGGAAUACUUCUCCAAUGAUGCCUCCAGUUUCUUGACAGGAUGCUGGUUCUCGCUGCAUCUUUUAUGGGCAACAGCGUCAGAAUUUGCUCUAUCGCAUUGGCUGGAACGUUGCUAAUCCUAUCAACAGUCGACUCGCCCAGCUCCAUUGUCGUUGGCUUUAUAGUACACAAAACCACAAACAAGUGAUCGGUGCUCUGCUCAGCUUCACAACAAAGAGAGAACGAAGUCUUUUCUCUCCCUCUCACUGAAGGAGAAGAAACAGAGGGAAACUUUGAUGGAGACACAUUGCCAAAACCCUAAAUAACCCACCAAUCUUUCUUUCUUUAUAUACCCUAAGGAAAACCCUUGUCGAGAAAGAUGACGCUUACACCGUAACACGCCACUUUCGCAGUAAAAAACGGAAUCAAUGACCGGAAUAAAAGGGAAUAAAAAAGGAAGAGAGUACCCCCAUCAAUACGCAAAGGCACUUGUGACCACCGUCACAUCUAACGACUGAGAAUACGCCAAUGCUCCCAUCCAAAGGCUUUAUGUGUCUCCCCCGUCGAGUAACAAAAAUGUCACCGUCUCAUCUGAUGGAUGAGAAUGCAUGAAACGCCAUCCGGCGGUUCAGUGGGUAUCUGCCUGGCCGGCACAGAGAAGGGUACCCCUAUGCACAGCCUGGUUGUAUCUACACAAAGCUGAGAAAACUGUAACAAACACAGAUUGUAGAAGGAAAAAUUAAACAUUUCGAAUCGUGCACUUCCCGAGAAGUUGAAGUGAUGCCAAGGUUAAAAUGUGAGUGUAAAGCUACAAAGUGUUGGCUUCUUUGGACGCACAAUUAUAUGAUCCAUUCACAAAUGAAGUGUCCAACUUACGGCAAAGCGGGAAGUUGACUCUGGGAAGAUGUGGGGCCUUGGCUAACACAAACCUCAUCAGCUCCACUACUACCUGCAAGCCUGGCCUGUCCUGUCCUGAGUGUCCAACGCGUGAAGACAACUACCAUAUCAAUCAGACUGCAGCUCCUCUGCUUCAACAACAUAUUUUUUAGGUUGAAUGGUGAGCGGGCGCAAGUUGGGGGAGCUCAUGAGGACAUAUAAGAAACUGCGCUUCCUGCAAGCUGUCCAAGAAUAUGUUAGGCAUUUCCAGGACUUGUAAGUGGUGAAGAGGAGUAGGAAGCCCAGUGGGGAUAUUAUCACUUGCAGCAAGGUACUAACAAUUACAAAGCAACAACAUGAAUGAAUGAGGCGAGAAACCAGGUAGACAAGGUUGAACAAGUCGAGUAGGGGGAAGCAAAGCUUACUUUCUCGAAUUCGAGCCCAAGAUUUAACUGCUGGAGUGCAAGGAGAAAAGCAAAUACAGUGACCACAUCCAGCUCCAUAACAUCCCCAACGGGGAAACAAGGGCUAUGUUCAUAUUUAUCAGUAGCUAAACAACACUUGCCUCCAUGAAUAUCAAGAAUUGUUACCACUGAAAGAAGUUGGAUAAACUCAAAGACAAUUGACAUCCACUCACACUGAAGAGAAAGCACUUUAAGACGAGGAACAACAAUCUCAAGUUUACCAACUGAGCCAUAACUUAAAAAGACUCAAUUCUUCAAGCAGCGGGCACUUGGGAAUGACAUUCUCAAAGAAAUCACCCAACAGCUACAAGAUUUCCCAUUCAAGACGAGUAAGCCUGCUAAAUCCCACAAACCAAAUUGUUUCCAAAUGCAAAACUUCUGGAAAGACGAGACUAAAUUCCUGGACCCCUUUGCUGGAAAGGCGAAGAAUCAUCCAAUUGAUAUCAAGAACAUGGGGUCAAGCCAGGAAUGUCAAGCACGAACUCAGUUAUCGGACCAUCACAAACCAUCAGAACUCUGUGAUGCGAGUAAAAUCUCCAUCGAAAACAAGUUGGAGAAUGUUUCUCAAAAGAUACCUCCACUUACUUGACAACGCAGCUGCUUUGAUGGCAUCUUUUACGGGAAAGAAGGCGAGAAGCGCUGUGACAUAACGAAUUCUACACAUACAGAGAGUGGGAAAUGAUGGCAGAACCCUAAGCCCUUUUUCAGAAGGAGACUCGGAGAAAUGGCGGAUGUGUGAUACACUGAUACUGCUACAGCUACUAGGCACAAAACGACACGCCUUUUCGCCUCUGUUUCCUACCUACGACGAUUUGUGAUGUCGUUUUGCUGCACCCAAUGGAUACAAAGAUUUCCCAGUUCCAAGCUGUGCUUAAGCUUCUUUCUUCUUCCCUUUUUUUUCUUCUUCUUAUCAUUGCUCGGAACUUGCUCCCCUUCCAUUCUCCUGGCUCACCCAGAUAGUCUGCGGAGAAGUCCGGACGGCCGGCCGGCCAGGUAACCAAAUGAUUCGUUUGGCGGCUUAAAAGCUGAAGGUGUGGUUAGGGUUCGUUGAUUUCGCCUUGAAGGUUCUGAUAAAAGUUACUCAUACCAGUGACUCCUCGACGAGUUAUAAUAUGAUCGAGAAGAGGAAGGUGCUGCUUGCAGAGUUGGAGGGUGAUAGAAUUAGUAACCUUCCCGCCCAUCUAAUACAACUAAUUCUUACGUCCUUCCCAUAAGAGAAGCAGGGAAAACUAGCAUACUGUCAAGACAAUGGAGGCACCAUUGGAGAAACAUCACCCGCCUUGUGUUUGAUGAUGAGUUUUAUGAACUGGAGGUGGACUUCGAUUCUGAAUCGGAAGUGAAUAGUCUAGUCAUGAGAAUUCAGCGAGCUCUGCAGGUUCAUGAUGGACCUAUAACCGAGUUUGUGCUUUCGAUUUCUGGAUUAACAGCCGCUGCUGAUAAUCUUCACUUGGUUUCUUACCUCUCCAACAAAGGCAUCUCUGCACUCUCCCUUCUGUUCGAUUUUGACCAGCACUCAUACGGUGAAGAGAUCAGCUCUUCUGUUUUUCUUGCUCGUAAAUUGGAUAGCCUGAAACUGCAGGCAUGUAAAUUAAAAGUACCACCUUGGUUUGUGGGAUUUACCAGGCUGACUGUUCUUCAGUUAGAAAUGGUAUGUUUGCCCGAUGAUUUCUUUCAGAGUUUUCUUCUCGAGUGCCCGCUGCUUGAAGAUUUGAGAGCUUCCUACGUUGUGGGUCCUAGUAAGCUUGAAAUUGUAGGUCCACCACGUCUCAAAGUGUGCAUCUUUAGGGCGUAUCGUGUGCUAGAAACUAUUAGCUUCAGUUCUACUCCGUUGCUUUCUUUGAUUUCAAUUCAAGCGGAGAUGUAUGUUCAGUAUGUUUCCGAUACAACUGCUGUAGAUAUAGUCUCUACAUUUGUUUCCCUCCCAGCACUCCAGCAAUUGAAUCUAAGCUUUGAGUGCCUCCAUUUACUUGCUGCAGGUCCUGUUCCAGACAGGUUUCCUAUGGCACUUCACCACUUGGAAGUUCUUGACAUUGGCAAUUGUUAUGAUGAUCAGUGUUUGCUUGAGCUGGAGGUUCUCCUUUGUCUUAUAAGGAGUUCCCCCAACUUGUAUAAACUUACAAUUCAGGACACUCGCAUACUUGAUGGUUUAAAUGUUGAGAGAGAAUUGACUCCCUUGACAUCUGAAUCAAAUGGAUAUCCAGAUCCUGAAGCUGAAGGUAGUUACUGUCAAAGUCUUACAGAAGUCCAUGUCCGGAAUGGUAAAGGCUCCCGGGAUGAGCUAGACCUGUUGAGAUUUCUGUUGGCCAACGCCCCGCGACUGAGUAGAAUUGUCAUUAAACCGGAGUAUAAGUUGAGUUGGGGAAGUUGUGUAGACUUCUUGGAGAAAGUUAGACAGUGUGAAUGUGUCUCAAAAGAAGCUGAGAUCAUAUAUGUCAAUAUGUCUGAUGUGAUCCUCUUAAGUAGGAGAUUGACAACUUCUUAGCUUAUAUUAUUCACGACCUUUUAUCUCCGACAAAGCAAUACUCUAAGUCUCUACUUAGCAGUUUAUCUUGAUGGUUUGGAGCUGGGAAUGGUGUAAGGACUUUCAUAUGGAUGUUUUUCUCUCUUAAUUUACCUUUCUAAUGUUACACUCCCUUCUCUCUAAGAGAGCCUCCAUUUUCCAGCCUUCAAUGGCUGCUGACGGCUCCCUCUGGUGACCGGUGGCAGCCCAAGCUUUAUUUUCGUUUGCUUAUCUUGCUUUCCAUGUUCUCGUUUCUCUUGCCUUUGUUCUAGGCGUUUCACCUGCUAGUAUUUCAAUUUCUCCAGCCGUUUUGGCAUUCCAGAUCUAGAGUUUUCCAGGUUCAAGGCUUUGCUUGGUUGGGGGAUCCAGAGGUUGCAGCUUGGGAAGCUUUGAUUUUCUCUAUGUGAUGGUUGGUCUUCCAGGUUGGUGGUAUCAUCUCCGAGGUGAAGUCAUUCUCAUCUUCCCCCCUCUGACUUCCCCAGGCUGUUGUUGGUGCUUGGAUGGUUGUCGGAUCGUGGAGGGGUGAGUCAUCUACGGUUUCUAUGGUGGAAGUCGGUUCCUUUGUGGCGGUAAGUGGCUCUCCUCAAACAGGGGGCACUUCUGCUGCAGACUCUGAAGGAAAUCUUCAGGCAUGAUGACGUCCUCAAGUUCAAGAAAGGCAAGCUUAUGAAGUCCCACGUACGAAAGAAGAUGGUGUACUGAAACUGCAAUUCUUCAAUUUCAGAACAUGCAGUCAGGUCAUAGUAAUAAUAAAUUAUUUUUAGAAUUAAUAGCUACAUAAGUCUGUGUAAUAGUGAAAGAUACAAAUGAGACAAAUGAGCCUAUAUGAUAUAGACACAAGUUAUGAGGCUAACACACAAUUUAGUAGUAUAAUAUUACUACUGAUAGUUUCAAUCAAGAGGG